Messenger RNA from Homo sapiens (human), 20974 nucleotides. It is a transcript of the gene CFLAR, whose product is annotated as CASP8 and FADD like apoptosis regulator. Lineage: Eukaryota; Metazoa; Chordata; Mammalia; Primates; Hominidae. Gene Ontology annotation, molecular function: enzyme activator activity; protein-containing complex binding; death receptor binding. Gene Ontology annotation, cellular component: cytoplasm; death-inducing signaling complex; CD95 death-inducing signaling complex. Bases 10817 to 12259 code for a protein of 480 amino acids. The record is from RefSeq and is a predicted model, not a curated record. Gene Ontology annotation, biological process: regulation of skeletal muscle satellite cell proliferation; response to testosterone; cellular response to epidermal growth factor stimulus. The transcript is spliced from 11 exons.
AGAGGUUCUCGGACGCCCUCCGGCGAAGCCACCUGUUGAUGCUUUUGACUUUCUGUCCUUGUUCCUCGUCCCAUCUGGAGCAUUUCCAAUUCUGGUUUUGCGGAGCAGCAGGUCUGAGCUUGUCCGGCGAGGGUGGGAGUUGGUCCCGGCGGAGAUCCAGUGGGAAGAGCCGGCGGCUGCCCGGGCGUCUCCUUGAGCCUCCAGAGGACUCACAACACUCCGGGGCAUGUUGCUCUUUCAAAUACCAGGAAUGGACUCUGGGGAAUGGGGCACCCUUGAAGUCUGAUUAUUUCUUCCCUGUAGAGCCCCAGGGGCUAAUUAAACUCGUGUUUAUGGACUCCAAUGCCUCCUUGCCUUUAAUUCAGUAUAAUCCUACCAACAUUUAUUGAGCUUCUCUGGGCCAGGCAGAGUUCUGGGUGCCGAGGACAUAGAAAUGGAUCUAAACUUGGUUCUUGUCCCCAUAACCUCACAAUGUGGUUGAGGAAGACUCAGCAGUUACCUACACAGGUAACUUCGAGUCAAGGCAGUUUAGACAAGAUCCACUGACAGCCUGACUGGAGGAAGCCUGUGGGCCAUGGUGGGGCAGUUAUGACACCAUGGGUUCUUUUUGUUUAUUUGUUUGUUUGUUUUGUCUUUUCUUUUAGUAUGCCCAGGUAACUUGCAGAACCCGGUCGUUCUUUCUUACUAUAGAUCAGUGAGGUGAAAAGCACUAUCAUUAUUGGAAUGCCCUGUCUCUCCCUUAUACUCUCUUCCUGUCAUCUCCCCUCAGAAGACUUGACACCCCACCCUGGUGCCCUUUCUCUGUACUUUCAUAUGCUCAGCGGCUGUCUUUGCACUUGCUUCAGGAUUGUACCUAACAUUCUGUACUGUAAUGCAUUUUCUUCAGACACUCUUCAGUCAAGUUGUAUUAUAAUUAUGAGUUAAAAUACAUGCAAAGUAAAUAGAGAAAACCUCCAGGGGUUCAUUCCGUAGAGAUAACCAAAGGUUUCAGUUUAAUGUUUUUUUUUUUUUUUUCACACAUGUGCGCUCUCAAAUACAGUCUUUUACAUAUUUUUAAAAAUAAACACUCAAUUUUUUUGGUUUAUUUUCUAGUUUGCAAGAUAUUUCAUUUUUUAAAAUUGUGUUUAUUUACAACCUGCUUUUUUCUAAAAAAGAUUCAAGGUGGGGCCUUCUUUUCUUUUCUUUUUUUUUUUUUUUUUUUGAGAUGAGGUCUUGCUUGUUGCCCAGGCUGGAGUGCAGUGGUGAUCAUAUCUCACUUCAGCCUCUAACUCUAGGCUCAAGCAGUCAUCUCACAUCAGCCUCUGGAGUAGCUGGAACUACAGGUGUGUGCCACCACACCCAGCUACAUUUUUUUUUUUUUUUGAGACAGAGUCUCACUCUGUCACCCAGGCUGGAGUGCAGUGGUGCUAUCUCUGCUCACUGCAGCCUCUGCCUCCUGGGUUCAAGUGAUUCUCCUGUGAAAAUUGCUUCCUUUUCUACACUUGUUCUGUAUUUAUGUUCCUCUGAUGGUCUCCACUUCUAGCCACUUUCUUUUUUUGGCGAUUUAAGUUUUUGGCCCAAAUAGAUAAACAUCUUCUACAUUAUUUUUCUCUUAUUCUCGAUACUGGGUUGCCAUCUUUGGUGAUUUAGUACUUAUUAUGAAAGAGAGAAGCUACACCACUUGAUACCACUUUCAUCUGCAUACUCAUGAUAAUUUGUAUCUUCUGCAGUGAACUCUUAAGUUGAAGAAAUGAAUAAUUUAUAUGUAUAUUUGUAUACUUUUAAAAAUGUAAUUGAAAAAUCCUCUCAUAGUUACUUAACUCCAAGGUUUAAAAAUGCUUCCCAGGGUAAUGAGUUUCUUUAGUCAUGUGACUUUAGAAAUGGGAACCAAAGCUUCCUUAUCUACUUGUGAAAUUCUUGAGUUUUUUCCUUGAACUUCCUUUUUAUCUUCCCUUUGGCUUAUAUAUCUGUGUUUUUUGUUUGUUUUUACUUGCAGCUUUCAAAAGUAGUUUUCAAAGUCAAUGAGAUUGUUUAAAAGAGUAGGUACCUGACAGUCUCUUGCUUGAAUACUAUCUAGUGAGUGAACCAAAUUCCCUGCAACAAUAACCACAACUUUGAAUCAAGAGUUAAAUGAAAAAAGUAACUCCUUCAGCAUUUACUGAGCACCUGCUGGGGCUGAGGAAUGGGGGCAUGUAGAUCUCCCUCUGCUGUCUGGAGCUCCCUUUCUGGUUGGAAAACAUAGAAGCAGCGCAAAAGUUUCACCCAAAACCUUGGCCAUGGUAUGCUAUUGAAACCCCAUAGUUCAGAUUUUAUACUUGAGUUCUUUUCUAAGCCAUGGCUGGAUUAUGUUAAUCUGGCAAAUAAUUAUAAAGCUGGAUUAUUUUAAUCUGGUAAGUAAUUAUAAGGUUGUGCUCCGUGAUGUAGCUAUUAAUAAAAUAUGUGGUAGCACAGACAAGUUGUAUAUAGCACAAAGCUAUACCCCCAGAGGAGACACUAUAUCAGUUGCUGUCUGCCUAGGCUUUCUGUAAACGUGCUGGCUAUCAUUCAGCCUAAAUGUAGAAUGAGUCUAUCCCUUUAACCUGGGCCAUCACCAGGAAUGUAAAGGAACCUAGAACGAGGACCCAGGCAAGAGAUGAGAAACUAGGGGACAGAUGAGUAGGUACCAGGGAUGGUGAUGAGACUGAAGCAAGUGGGGAAUUUUUAUUUUCUUCUCUACUUUUCUCUAUUUUCCAGAUUUUCUUAGAGCAAAAAGCAGGUAGUGCUUUUUACAGAAAAUGAAUGCUAUAUAAAAGUAAUUUUAAGAACUUUAUAUAUCCCUAGUGUUAUGUACAAUUUCUGACUUUGAAUAGAGAUAUCUCCCAAAGGGCCAAGUUUGGCCCUUUAGUUACAAUGGAGAAUCUGUUGUGUAAACUGAGCAAAUACACCUGCCAAGUUGAAAUUUAAUUUAAGCCAAUCUUGUCUAGAUGAACUUAAGAGAACGUCUCCUAAAUAUUUUAUUGCAGUAGUGUAGCAUGAUUGAUAGUAUGCUAUUCUCUUGAAUAGAUGGGGUUGUUUCUUGAGCCACUUUUUAUUCCUUUGAUCAAAACCUUGAGGAGAAGGAAUGCCUGUUUUCCUGACUGCUGUUGCAUGAAGUUAGACAUCCAGUUCCUCUAAAGGUGACAUCAGAUGGUUUAGAUACCUAAAAAGAAGUGAGGCUAAGCCAUAGGUCUUCUUCGUACUACCUGAAGUUGAGACCUGGUCUCUGAACUCAGUUAUUGCUGAAGCAUUAAAAUCUUACAUCUUGCUUAAACUCAGGCAGCUUGACCUGUUCUCAUUUUUCUCUAUCAAAUAAAUUGAAGCCUGGUAAUAAAUUGAUGAUGAGUUCCAAACAUCCCCUUGGUUGGAGACAUUGUAUUCUCCCCACUCACAAUGAGGUCCUGCCAGUUUCCAGAAAAUUUUGCAUGGGGGCUUACCCAUCCUUUUAGAAUCACAUUGCAAGUCACUCUAAAGCAUUAGCAUUGUUAUCUCAUGUAGCUGCAAAAGCUUCCUUUCACAAGCUCUUCUGGAUCCAACAACCAGAUUCCAAGUAUGGUAUCUUAACUACACCACCAGCUCCAUCUUGCUUCAUUGUAUGUUAUGAAGGGAUGAGUAAGCGUUACACAUGGGCUGCAAUGGUCCAAUGAUGACCAGUCUGUUCAAGACCCAAGAGGGCUGAGAUUGGCAGCCCUGGCCAUUGUUUACCACAGCCUAAUGAAGAUGAGUAAAAGCCUAUCUAUCCCCAAGGACCUCCACAUAUGACAGUACUCAACUGAGUCUCACAUAGGAUAGAAUAAGAUAAAAUGCUGGAAGAGAACACAAAUAGUGCUACAAAGCAGGAAGAGAGACUUGAUUUGGGGAUCAAGACAAGCUUAUAGAAGAGACAUCUUGAGAGAGAAGAUAUAAUUUCAGGUACAGACUGAGAGGAGGGAAGGGGCUUUCCAAAUGGAGGCAAAUGCUUGAGUGAAGUUGCUGGGACAGAAAAAUACUGUCCAGGGAACAUUGAGAUAUUUUUGGUUCGGAGUUAGAUUAUGGGUUGGGCUGAAGUGGGGAUGAUACUCUUAGUGCUUGAGCUAUGUAUCAGAAGUUUGUCUAUAGUAUUAUGCACAAUUUCUGAUUUUGAACAGAGCUAUCUCCUGCAGGACCACUCUUGGCCCGUUAGUUACAGUGGGCAAUCCGUUGUGUAAGCUGAGCAAGUAUACCUGCCAAAGUGAAAAUUUAAAUUUAGUUAAGGGCACUACAUCAACUGAUUUAGCUCCCUUGCUCCUGGUGACUUUGCCCAUGUUUCUAUAUCCAAUUAGAUGAUGAUUUAUGAUCUUUUGAUUUAGAUGCUUUCUCAUUUCUGAUUCAUUCUCAUUUUCUGCAGCCUACACAUAAGUGUUAGGAACCAAGGAAGUUAUUGGCGAUAAUGUCUGGUUGGAAUUUGUGGGAGCUUCCUUGAGAGUCAUGAAAAGUCUGUUCUUAGUCUGUUUUGUGCUGCUAUAACAAAAUACCCACAACCAGGUAAUUUAUAAAAAACAAAUUUAUUUCUCACAGUCUGGAGGCUGGGAAGUCCAAGAUCAAGGUGCUGACAUCUGGUGAGGGCUGCUCCCCGCUUCCAAUCUGGUGCCUUGAACACUGCAUUCUACGGAGGGGAGGAAUGCUGUGUCUUAACAUGGCAAAAGGUGGAAGGGCAAAAAGAGAAAUAAACUCCCUUUAUCAGCCCCCUUUAUAAGGGCAUCUAAUCCCAUUCAGGAGGGAGGCGCCUCCAGGGAAUGAUCACCUCUUAAAGGCCCCACUUCUUAAUCCUAUCAUAUUGGCAAUACCUGAACUUUGGAGGGGACACAUUCAAACCAUAGCAGCCUCAUCAAAUAAUUUUAUAAAAUAUGACUUCUAAUUUUAUGUCAUUUUAUAACUGGGAUCAUCUGUUGUUCUGCACGCCAAUGGAGGGGGAAGGUGAAUUUUGUUAUGUUCAAGAUGAAUGCACAAAACUUCUGUGAGAUGGCCACAUUCUACUUUACCCAGAAUUGUGCAACCUCUUCUGCUUUUAGAAACUUCUGGAUGACACUUUGUUUCAUGUUCAUAUCUCCACUGGGGCUUCCCAGACACCUGAAAGUUCAGGUUUGCAUGCUGCUUUCUGCAGCUGGCAAGACAGGUUUCUCCAUUGCCGCCCAGUUUGUGGGGUUGCAAGAAAUUACAUUUGCAUUCACGCUGUGGCUCACUGGACAUGACAUUGCUUUCAUGCCAUACGAUGACCUUGCUUCACUAGAGAAGCAGUAGAAAGAAGGGAAUGUUAAGUACGUCUUUGGAUGGCUUAGCUGGUCAUGCUGCAUGCUUUGCUACUGAUUACAGGGAACAAUAUGUGCCUUUGUUACCAGAUAGUUUGGGGGCAGCGUUGGUGUUCUGUGAGAAAGGUUGAGAGGCCUGACUAAACUUAACCACAUUUGCUGACACCUGGUUAGGGCUAAUGUGGGUACCAGGGAAGUGUGUUAAGUGCUUCAAUAGAGGUGUUUUGUUUUGUUUUGUUUUGUUUUUCGAGACGGAGUUUCACUCUUGUUGCCCAGGCUGGAGUGCAGUGGCGCAAUCUUAGCUCACUGGCAACCUCCACCUCCCAGGCUCAAGAGACUUUUGUGCCUCAACCCCUCGAGUAGCUGGGAUUACAGACAUGCAGCACCACGGCCAGCUAGUUUUUGUAUUUUUAGUAGAGACAGGGUUUUGCCAUGUUGGCCAGGCUGGUCUUGAACUCCUUGCCUCAAGUGAUCCGCCCGCCUUGGCCUCCCAAAGUGCUGGGAUUACAGGUGUGAGCCACCGCGCCUGGCCAGUUCAGGCAUGAACUUUAGAAAUUUCACUUAGAUGGAAGGUAGAUUUGGAGAGGGUGAGGUCUAAAGCAGGGGGAACAGAAUGGCUAGGGGAAUGAGUUUGGAUGAGAGACGGAUGGUAGGCACCAGCAUUUAAGGGACAGGUGCAGAAAGAGUAUGCUGAGGAGUAGAAGAAAGUUAGAGAAGGGUCUGUGUAGAAUAUAGUGGUGUGAGCUCAGCCAAGGGAGAAGAGUUUCAAGGAGGGAUGAAUUAGCAGUGUCAGCUGGAGUUGAGCAGUCAGAUGAAAGAGGACUUCCAAGUUUUUGGAUGUGGCAACCAGGAGGUCACCAGGGCCUCAACAAGAGCUGUGUCAUCAGGGCUGGGAUACUAGCAGGGGCAAACGAGGCACUGGCUUCAGGACAACAUGUGAGGGGGUGCUCAAAAAGUCAGUCAUCAAGAUAGAUAAUAUUUUAAUGCAAUAUUUUAAAAAACAGACAUAAAUGCAAAAAAUCUAUGAUGAACAAAAUACCAACAUUUUAAAUAAAGACAGCGUCAGUAUUGCUGAUUGUCCCUUUUGCCUCAGAUUCCAGUAUGGCUCAGGACUGAGUGUGGCUGUGUAGAGGAGAUGGUGGUGAGGGGAUCCAGGUGGAGGCAUGUUGAGAAGUGAAUUGUGGUUGAAGAAACUGAAGCACUGAGUACAGACUAUUCCUUCAUGAGGUCCCAGCUUUAUGUGAAAGGGAAUAAAGUGAAAGGAUGGUAGGUCUAGGGGACCCUCAGGCUUUUUUGAGGGUUUGGCUUUAUUUUUUAAGAUGGAAGAGACUUGCACAUGUUUACAAGCUGGGAGGAGCCGUCUCUGGAGGUAGAGAGGAUGAAGAGAGUAGACAUAGGGGAUUAGUAGAGACAGGAGGGCACACAGGGAGGCUUAGCCCUAGGCAAGCAGAGGGACAGGAGGGACCAGCUGGGGCAGUGGAAAGGUGGAAGGUGGCAGGAGUUUGUGCCUGAUACAUGGAUGAGAAAUGGCACUGGGGGUGGUGUUGGGAUGGAAGAGAGUUGUGGAGUGUUGGAGGUUUCCCACACUCCUUGAAGGGUGUGGGAAAGGAGCUGAACAGAGUCUUCCUGUAAAUGAAACUGUUGAGCAGCCGUAGGGGCCCAGCUCAGGAAACCACCAGGGUGUGGUGGUGAGUAGUUUUCAGAUUGUGUUAUCUCUUCUCCCUUCCUUCGGAACUUGCUACUGGAGGUGUAGGAGUGGUAGAGGCUUCCUCAUUAAGGCAGGGGUGCUGGAGCGAUCAACCAUCCCUGUUUGCCUGGGACUGAGGGGUUUCCUGGGACUCGGUCACCCUAGAUGUUGCAGGGCUGGCAGUCAGGAGGGAAAAAGGCCAGAUAAUUGAAAAUGCUGGCCAGAGUUUGUAGCAUGCGCUGUCUGAUUGUUGUACCUGAGCGAGUUAGAGAAAACGCCACACUUUGAGAUGAAUUAAGAGUCCGUUUAUUUAGCCGGCGGCCAAGAGACAGCUAACGCUCAAAGUUCUCUCAGCCUCGAAGAAGGGGCUAGAUUUUCUUUUAUACUUUGGUUUAGAAAGGGGAGGGGGGGGUCUAGUUAAAACAAUUUUACAGAAGUAAAGUAGGCAAAAAAGUUAAAAGGAUAAAUGGUUACAGGAAAGUAAACAGUUCCAGGUGCAGGGGCUUUAAGACUAUUACAAGGUGAUAGACGCGGGGCUUUGGGCGUUAUCAAUCUGACGAAUUCCUGAGAACUGCGGAUAUUGCUGGCCACAGUAUCUUAUCAGUUAAUUGCAUUCUUGGAUGUGCUGGGAGUCAGCUUGCACAAGUUAAGUCCUUGCGGAAGGGCUGCCAGUGAAACAGCCAAGAUGGAGUCUGUCUGGCUCUCUUAGCUAAGGGAGAGUCAAUUCAGGUGAAAACAAGGCUAAGUGAUUAAAGGAAAGGGAGAGUCUAAAAACAGCGUUAGUAAAAACAAGGUUGGGCAUUACAUGAUCACUGGGUCUCCACUGUCAGAGGGUCUUUGAGCUCAGUUCUAGUGGCAGCCUCCUGAUCCUCACUUCCCUGGCUGAGGCAAGGUUGUUGCAGCAGCCCCAGGAGUCUUUGUUAGAAUCCCACCCCAGAGCUCCUUCCUCCAGUCCUCUCAGCAGUUUUGUUAGUUCCAGUAUUAAGUGUAAUUUCUACAAAAAAUGCCUGGAAUAUUUCUGUUUCCAGAACCGGAUGCUCCUGUUAGCUAGUGUGUGAAAGAUAACUCUGACUUGCCUAAGCUUUGUUGAUGUUUUGAAUAAUAAUUGGCGAUAGUCUCUUGACUUCUGCAAGAGAAAUGAAACAGAAAUUGGUCUCAAGUUUUAGUUGCUCUUGUGAAGGUCAGGGACAGUUUGUACCAGGGUGUGGGUGUGGAAAAGAAGGGGAGAUAUAGUCAUUAAAUUAGAAUAUGCCUGUGAGGGGAGUUAAGGGGAAUUCCUUUAAAAUUCUAGAAAACACACACAGGUGCCAAUUUUGUCUGGCUAGGGAAAAGUAAACUGCUGAAAACACUUGGGGGGAGAAAUGAAGCUAAUGGUAUCUUGAUCAGUCAGGAGGAUUGGGUAUUUGAAAGCAGGGAAGAAAAAUAAUUGGACUUGGAUAUUCCUUUGCCCCUUCAUCUGAGUAAGGUGAAAGCAAGUGACUCUUCAGAAGAGGCGAAUGGGACACUGAGUCCAGCAGCUCAGGCAGGGUGGAGUUGGUAACUGAUGGGCACAAGUCUUUUACUGGGCUCUAAAGAACUCAUUCAUCUGGGUGUGGUGGCUUACACCUGUAAUCUCAGCAUUUCGGAAGGCUGAGGUAGGAGAAUCACUUGAGCCCAGGAGUUUGAGACCAGCCUGAGAAACACAGUGGGACCCUUUCCCUACAAAAAACUGAAGACCUUAUGAGCUUCCCUAGUCUAAGAGUAAUUUUUAUGUUAAUUUCUUGGCUUGGGCUUAAACCCCAACAAAGUGGUGAUUAUUCGGACCCCAGCCCUACCUCUCCCUAGUAUGCUCUCCUUUCUCAAGUACUCACCACCUCUAGCCACAGUGAACUGCCUCCAGCAUACACACACGCUGCUAUUUUGUUGCAUCUGAGUGGGCUGGCUCCACACGGGAUCUGUAGUUUCCUUUUGAUAUUUUCUUUCAAUGUGCCAGAUGCUACCACUGAGUAAUCUAGAUUUUGCUGCCAAACUCUACCCCCGUUAGCACAGAGGGAAGACAGUAUGCCAGUGCUCUUGCUGAGUGUGCGUGACUGGCAGAAAGCAGUCAUGGGUGUGAUGGUUGGAAGAAACAAACUGAGCAGAUAAUGUUUUUUAAAAUGAUUAUCUCAUUUUGUUAACUCUUGGUGGCAUUGUUAUAUUGUUGAUACUUAUGAAUUACAAAAGUUAGAUGACUGUAAAAAAAUAGAGAAUUAAGCAUUUCAUUUCUAGUAGUUCUGUUUGGUUCUUUUUCAAAUAUGUCAGUGAAUUUGUAUAAUAUCUCAUUUCUUAGUCUUGUGUUUAAUGAUUUUAUUUUUGUGUUUUUAUAAUUCCUUCUACUGCAUAUAUUUUAUACUUUAAUUUAUAAUAACAACUGUUGACAAAAUUGUGACUAUUCAUUAAUACAGUAGAAAAGAACUUGGCCUCCUUUUCAUGGAAGCUGAUGAUGAGAUUAAAGCACUGUUGGCCUGCGAGUGGAGUAUAGAUUUGGGCUGUCCAGAACACAUAAAAUUUGUAUUUAUCUUUCUGAUAAAAAAAAGUAAAAUAGUCUGAGUGCCAAUUUUUCCACUUUCAUUGAGCACAUUUAAUUUUAGUAAAUUUAACUUAGCAAAUUUAAUUUCUCCAGUUAUUUACAAAUAAUCAUAUUUAAGUGAAGUUGGGAUGAAUGGGCAAGCCCAUUUCAAAUUUCUAACCUAAUUUUUCCUCUUGUUUUCAUAUAAAAUUUUUCUAUUUAUGUGUUUUUAUUUUAAGAUAGCUCAAAUCUUUUGUGGACUGAUACUGUAUGUAUAUAAAUAAAUGGAUUCAGUGCUUCUUUCACUAAAUACAGCUAGAUAAAUAUAUAAAUAUACUUGAACACAAAUACAAAGCAACCAUUGGCAAUUUAGAGUUGGGUUGUGUUUCCACUUAUUUUUUGUUAAUAAAUUUGAUUUUAACCUGAAAUAUUGUCUUGUAGGAACAGAUAAAGAACACAAGAGGUGAUUUAACAUAAGUUUUAGCUGUGAAACUUAGAGUAGAUAGGUUAGCAACUUAAAUUUUGAAAGAAAAUAGGAUGAGUUUCAAUGGAAGAAAUUAAGAACACACCCAUUGCAUGAGCUCCUUACCCCUCCUACCCAGCCCCCUCCCAGGAGUGAGAUCUUUCCCCAGAUCCUCUGUAACUUCCAGAUGUUCCACUGAGAACAUCAGAAGCACUAAUGGCAAUUGCUGCCAUGUAGCAGUGCAUUGAGAGUCAGGGCCUCUGGCACCUCCAUGGGGCUCAGGGUCUGAAGACGUGAUCCAAACCUGACAACUUGGUGGCAGGUUCUGUGAGCAUUCAUGAUGUUGUGAAAAGGGCUUGGGGUCUAGGAGGAUGGCAGCAGAGGUUUCUGCCCUCAGGUGUGAGUGAGGGGCUUUUGAAGUAGGAGAGCAACUAGAAAAAAGGAGUGGCACAGGGACAGAAACUUCUUUUCUCCAUUGUUUGUUCAAGGCCACGUGGGUGGAGUCAUUGAGGUGGAGGUUUAACUCUGUGACAUAAGUUUCCCUGAUUUAGUCAGGCUGUCUGUCGUUGGGCUUUUCCCACUUCCUUCUACUACGUACUUCUUCCCUAUUCCUCCUACUGAGGCCAUUAAACCCUUAGUUGUAAUUUUCCCUGAACAUGCUUUACAUUCUGAUGAAUUCUGAAAAAGAAUGUGGGGUUUCCUUGCAGAUGAGUUCAUCUGUUGUUUCAUUUCCUUUACAAUAACUCCCCCACUGGAAAGGAUUCUGAAAGAAAUGAAGUCAGCCCUCAGAAAUGAAGUUGACUGCCUGCUGGCUUUCUGUUGACUGGCCCGGAGCUGUACUGCAAGACCCUUGUGAGCUUCCCUAGUCUAAGAGUAGGAUGUCUGCUGAAGUCAUCCAUCAGGUUGAAGAAGCACUUGAUACAGAUGAGAAGGAGAUGCUGCUCUUUUUGUGCCGGGAUGUUGCUAUAGAUGUGGUUCCACCUAAUGUCAGGGACCUUCUGGAUAUUUUACGGGAAAGAGGUAAGCUGUCUGUCGGGGACUUGGCUGAACUGCUCUACAGAGUGAGGCGAUUUGACCUGCUCAAACGUAUCUUGAAGAUGGACAGAAAAGCUGUGGAGACCCACCUGCUCAGGAACCCUCACCUUGUUUCGGACUAUAGAGUGCUGAUGGCAGAGAUUGGUGAGGAUUUGGAUAAAUCUGAUGUGUCCUCAUUAAUUUUCCUCAUGAAGGAUUACAUGGGCCGAGGCAAGAUAAGCAAGGAGAAGAGUUUCUUGGACCUUGUGGUUGAGUUGGAGAAACUAAAUCUGGUUGCCCCAGAUCAACUGGAUUUAUUAGAAAAAUGCCUAAAGAACAUCCACAGAAUAGACCUGAAGACAAAAAUCCAGAAGUACAAGCAGUCUGUUCAAGGAGCAGGGACAAGUUACAGGAAUGUUCUCCAAGCAGCAAUCCAAAAGAGUCUCAAGGAUCCUUCAAAUAACUUCAGGCUCCAUAAUGGGAGAAGUAAAGAACAAAGACUUAAGGAACAGCUUGGCGCUCAACAAGAACCAGUGAAGAAAUCCAUUCAGGAAUCAGAAGCUUUUUUGCCUCAGAGCAUACCUGAAGAGAGAUACAAGAUGAAGAGCAAGCCCCUAGGAAUCUGCCUGAUAAUCGAUUGCAUUGGCAAUGAGACAGAGCUUCUUCGAGACACCUUCACUUCCCUGGGCUAUGAAGUCCAGAAAUUCUUGCAUCUCAGUAUGCAUGGUAUAUCCCAGAUUCUUGGCCAAUUUGCCUGUAUGCCCGAGCACCGAGACUACGACAGCUUUGUGUGUGUCCUGGUGAGCCGAGGAGGCUCCCAGAGUGUGUAUGGUGUGGAUCAGACUCACUCAGGGCUCCCCCUGCAUCACAUCAGGAGGAUGUUCAUGGGAGAUUCAUGCCCUUAUCUAGCAGGGAAGCCAAAGAUGUUUUUUAUUCAGAACUAUGUGGUGUCAGAGGGCCAGCUGGAGGACAGCAGCCUCUUGGAGGUGGAUGGGCCAGCGAUGAAGAAUGUGGAAUUCAAGGCUCAGAAGCGAGGGCUGUGCACAGUUCACCGAGAAGCUGACUUCUUCUGGAGCCUGUGUACUGCGGACAUGUCCCUGCUGGAGCAGUCUCACAGCUCACCAUCCCUGUACCUGCAGUGCCUCUCCCAGAAACUGAGACAAGAAAGAAAACGCCCACUCCUGGAUCUUCACAUUGAACUCAAUGGCUACAUGUAUGAUUGGAACAGCAGAGUUUCUGCCAAGGAGAAAUAUUAUGUCUGGCUGCAGCACACUCUGAGAAAGAAACUUAUCCUCUCCUACACAUAAGAAACCAAAAGGCUGGGCGUAGUGGCUCACACCUGUAAUCCCAGCACUUUGGGAGGCCAAGGAGGGCAGAUCACUUCAGGUCAGGAGUUCGAGACCAGCCUGGCCAACAUGGUAAACGCUGUCCCUAGUAAAAAUACAAAAAUUAGCUGGGUGUGGGUGUGGGUACCUGUAUUCCCAGUUACUUGGGAGGCUGAGGUGGGAGGAUCUUUUGAACCCAGGAGUUCAGGGUCAUAGCAUGCUGUGAUUGUGCCUACGAAUAGCCACUGCAUACCAACCUGGGCAAUAUAGCAAGAUCCCAUCUCUUUAAAAAAAAAAAAAAAGGACAGGAACUAUCUUACUCAAUGUAUUAGUCAUGUUUCUCUAGAGGGACAGAACUAAUAGGAUACAUGUAUAUAAAAAGGGGAGUUUAUUAAGGAGUAUUGACUCACAUGAUCACAGGGUUAGGUCCCACAAUAGGUCAUCUGCAAGCAAGGAAGCCAAUUCAAGUCCCAAAGCUGAAGAACUUGGAGUCCAAUGUUUGAGGGCAGGAAGCAUUCAGCAUGAGAGAAAGAUGGAGGCCAGAAGACUACACCAGUCUAGUCUUUCCAUGUUUUGCCUGCUUUUAUUCUGGCAGUGCUGGCAGCUGAUUAGAUGGUGCCCACCCAGAUUGAGGAUGGUCUGCCUUUCCCAGUCCACUGACUCAAAUGUUAAAUCUCCUUUGGCAGCACCCUCACAGAUGUACCCGGGAACACUUUGCAUCCUUCUAUUCAAUCAAGUUGAUACUCAGUAUUAACCAUCACAGUCCAUUUGGGCAACUAUACCAAAUUACCAUAGACCAGGUGACUUAAACAGCAGUUAUUUCUCACAGUUCCGGAGGCUGGGAAAUCCAACAUCUAAGUGGUAGCAUAUCUGGUGUCUGGUAAGGCAUGCUUCCAGAUCUUACCAGAUGUCAGUCUUUUGAUGUUCUCACAUGGCAGAAAAAGAGGAUGCAAACUCUCAAGUAUAUCUUUAAGGGCACAAAUUCCAUUCAUGAGGGCUCUACCCUCAUCACCUAAUUACCUCCCAAAGGCCCCACCUUCUGAUACUGUCACUUUGGGGAUACUGUCUCCCCUUUGAAUUCUGGGGGGAAUACAAACAUUCAGUUUGUAACAAUAGCCUUAUGAUUUAGAGGUUACUUGUUCAUUCACCUAGACCUCAAAUUGCAUUUUACAGCUAGUCAAGUAUAUCUUUCUCUGAUUUGAUAGUGUGACCUAAAAGGGGACCAUUGUUUGAAAUAUCAUUAGAGUUGCUUAUUAUUAUUAUUAUUAUUAUUAUUAUUAUUAUUAUUAUUAUUAUUGAGACAGAGUUUCAUUCUGCUGCCCAGGCUGGAGUGCAGUGGCAUCAUCUUGGCUCAUUGCAACCUCUGCCUUCUGGGUUCAAGCGAUUCUCCUGCCUCAGCCUCCCGAGUAGCUGGGAUUACAGGCUCCUGCCACCACACCCGGCUAAUUUUUGUAUUUUUAGUGGAGACAGGGUUUCCACCAUGUUGGCCAGCGUGGUCUUGAACUCCUGACCUCAGGUGAUUCACCAGCCUCGGCCUCCCAAAGUGCUGGGAUUACAGGUGUGAGCCACUGCACCUGGCCUAUUAUUAUUUUUAAAUUUUUUUUUUUUAAUUGAUCAUUCUUGGGUGUUUCUCACAGAGGGUGAUUUGGCAGGGUCACAGGACAAUAGUGGAGGGAAGGUCAGCAGAUAAACAAGUGAACAAAGGUCUCUGGUUUUCCUAGGCAGAGGACCCUGCGGCCUUCCGCAGUGUUUGUGUCCCUGGGUACUUGAGAUUAGGGAGUGGUGAUGACUCUUAAGGAGCAUGCUGCCUUCAAGCAUCUGUUUAACAAAGCACAUCUUGCACUGCCCUUAAUCCAUUUAACCCUGAGUGGACACAGCACAUGUUUCAGAGAGCACAGGGUUGGGGGUAAGGUCAUAGAUCAACAGCAUCCUAAGGCAGAAGAAUUUUUCUUAGUACAGAACAAAAUGAAGUCUCCCAUGUCUACUUCUUUCUACACAGACACAGCAACAAUCUGAUUUCUCUAUCUUUUCCCCACCUUUCCCCCUUUUCUAUUCCACAAAACCGCCAUCGUCAUCAUGGCCUGUUCUCAAUGAGCUGUUGGGUACACCUCCCAGACGGGGUGGCGGCUGGGCAGAGGGGCUCCUCACUUCCCAGAUGGGGCGGCCAGGCGGACGCGCCCCCCACCUCCCUCCCGGACGGGAUAGCUGGCCGGGCGGGGGCUGACCCCCCACCUCCCUCCCCGACGGGGCGGCUGGCCGGGCGGGGGCUGACCCCCACGCCUCCCUCCCGGACGGGGCGGCUGCCAGGCGGAGGGGCUCCUCACUUCUCAGACGGGGUGGCUGCUGGGCGGAGACGCUCCUCACUUCCCAGACAGGGUGGCUGUCGGGCGGAGGGGCUCCUCACUUCUCAGACGGGGCAGCUGCGGGCGGAGGGGCUCCUCACUUCUCAGACGGGGUGGCCGGGCAGAGAAGCUCCUCACAUCCCAGACGGGGGGGCGGGGCAGAGGCGCUCCCCACAUCUCAGACGAUGGGCGGCCGGGCAGAGACGCUCCUCACUUCAUCCCAGACGGGGUGGCGGCCGGGCAGAAGCUGUAAUCUCGGCACCCUGGGGGGCCAAGGCAGGCGGCUGGGAGGCGGAGGCCGUAGCCAGCUGAGAUCACACCACUGCACUCCAGCCUGGGCAACAUUGAGCACUGAGUGGACGAGACUCUGCCCGCAAUCCCGGCACCUCGGGAGGCCGAGGCUGGCAGAUCACUCGCAGUCAGGAGCUGGAGACCAGCCCGGCCAACACAGUGAAACCCUGUCUCCACCAAAAAAAUACGAAAACCAGUCAGGCGUGGCGGCGCCCGCAAUGGCAGGCACGCGGCAGGCCGAGGCGGGAGAAUCAGGCAGGGAGGCUGCAGUGAGCCGAGAUGGCAGCAGUACAGUCCAGCUUCGGCUCGGCAUCAGAGGGAGACCGUGGGGAGAGGGAGAAGAGAGGGAGGGGGAGAGGGCUAUUUUUAAAAUUUUUUAAAAUUGCUGAACAGGGGUACCUCUGGGCAGUGUGUCAGAAUACCACUUUUUAAAUAUUUUAUGAUUUAUUUAUUUUUCUAUUUCUUGAGGUUUUAACUGAUGUGUAUCUGUAUGUCUAUUUGUGUAUAUUUUGUCAUGAUCAUGUAACAGAGUCUGAAAAGUGUCGAAGAGACAGUUUUCAGGAACAACAAGCAAUUAUUCCUACUUUCCAAGUUAUUUUGAUGCCAUGGUGGCUCAUACCUAUAAUCUGAGUACUUUGGGAGGCUGAGGUGGACUGAUCACUUGAGCCCAGGAGUUUGAGACCAGCCUGGGCAACAUAGCAAGACUCCAUCUCUACAAAAAAAGACAAAAUUUAGCUGAGCGUGGUGGCGUGUUCCUGUAGUCCCAGCUACUUGGGAGGCUGAAGUGAGUGGAUCCCCUGAGCCCAGAGAGGUCAAGGUUGUGAUGAGCUGUGAUCACACCACUGCACUUCAGCAUGGGAGACAGAGUGAGACCCUGUUUCAGAAAAAAUAAAUAAAUAAAACCACCAGCACCACAAACAACAACAAAAAGUUAUUUUGUACUUGUUUUGAGCACAGGACUCCUGAGGGUAUCUUUGCAUUUAAUAUUACAUAGGGGUGCCAGUGGGAAGUAAUGUGUAUGCUUGGCCUCAUGAGCUAAAACCCUGUGUUAAUUAUGACAGAAGGAAAGUGUGUGAGAGAGAUCUUAACUACCUAGCAGCUCUAGCUGCCAUCUUGAACCAUGAAGAUACGGGCCACACGUAGGGGUAGCUGGGUAGUGAGCAGCAAGAAGCCUUGUUGGAUGAGGGCACGAAGGAGCAGAAUCACUGGAAUCACUGUGUCAGCCCUAAUUACCUACCUCUGGACUUUUAUGUGAGGGGAAAAAAAAUUGACAGUUUAUAUUUAUCUCAACCUAGUUAACCCAAGUGAUGCAUUGUUAUGAGAUUAAAAUGUUUGGAGGCCGGGUGCGGUGGCUCACGCCUAUAAUCCCAGCCCUUUGGGAGGCCAAGGCGGGCGGAUCACGAGGUCAGGAGAUCAAGACCAUCCUGGCUAACAUGUAAAACCCCGUCUCUACUAAAAAUACAAAAAAUUAGCCAGGCGUUGUGGCGGUCGCCUGUAGUCCCUGCUAUUUGGGAGGCCGAGGCAAGAGAACGGCAUGAACCUGGGAGGUGGAGCUUGCAGCGAGCUGAGAUCUUGCCACUGCACUCCAGCCUGGGCGACAGUGCGAGACUCUGUCUCAAAAAUAAAUAAAUAAAUAAAUAAUAAAUAAAAUGUUUGGAAUGUUGGCUUCAUCCCUGGGAUGCAAGGCUGGUUCAACAUACGCAAAUCAAGAAACAUAAUUCAUCACAUAAACAGAACUAAAGACAAAAACCACAUGAUUAUCUCAAUAGAUACAGAAAAGGCCUUCAAUAAAAUUCAACGUUGCUUCAUGUUAAAAACUCUCAAUAAACUAGGUAUUGAUGGAAAAUAUCUCAAAAUAAUAACCAUUUAUGACAAACCCACAGCCAUUAUCAUACUGAAUGGGCAAAAGCUGGAAGCAUUCCCCUUGAAAACUGGCACAAGACAGGGAUGCCGUCUCACCACUCCUAUUUAACAUAGUAUUGGAAGUUCUGGCCAAGAAAAUCAGGCAAGAGAAACAAAUAAGGGGUAUUCAAAUAGGAAAAGAGGAAGUAAAACUGUGUUUGCAGAUGACAUGAUACUAUAUCUAGAAAACCCCAUUAUCUCCACCCAAAAGUUCCUUAAGCUGAUAAGCAACUUCAGCAAAGUCUCAGGAUACAAAAUCAAUGUGCAGAAAUCACAAGCAUUCUAUACACCAACAAUACACAAGCAGAGAGCCAAAUCAUGAAUGAACUCCCAUUCACAGUUGCUAGAAAGAGAAUAAAAUACCUAGGAAUACAGCUAAUAAGAUGUGAAGGAUCUCUUCAAGGAGAACUACAAACCACUGCUCAAGGAAAUAAGAGAGGACACAAAUGAAAAAACAUUCCAUUCUCGUGGAUAGGAAGAAUCAAUAUCAUGAAAAUGGCCAUACUACCCAAAGUAAUUUAUAGGUUCAUUGCUAUUCCCAUUAAACUACUAUUGACAUUCUUCACAGAAUUAGAAAAAAACUACUUUAAAAUUCAAAUGGAACCAAAAAAGAGCCCGUAUAACCAAGACAACAAUAAGCAAAAAGAACAAAGCUGGAAGCAUCACACUACCCAACUUCAAAGUAUACUGCAAGGCUACAGUAGCCAAAAUGGCAUGGUACUGGUACAAAAACAGACACAUAGACCAAUGGAACAGAAUAGAGACCAGAGAAAGAAGACCACACAUCUACAGCCAUCUGAUCAUCGACAAACCUGACAAAAACAAGCAAUGGGGAAAAGAUUCCCUAUUUAAUAAAUGGUGCUGGGAAAACUGGCUAGCCAUAUGCAGAAAAUUGAAACUGACCCCUUCCUUACACCUUAUACAAAAAUUAACUCAAGAUUAAAGACUUAAUGUAAAACCUAAAACUAUAAAAACCCUAGAAGAAAAUCUAUUUAAUACCAUUCAAGACAUAGGCACAAGCAAAGGUUUCAUGACAAAAACAUCAAAAGCAAUUGCAACAAAAGCAAAAAUUACAAAUGGGAUCUAAUUAAACUAAAGAGCUCCUGCACAGCAAAAGAAACUAUCAUUAGAGUGAACAGGCAACCUACAGAAUGGGAGAACAUUUUUGCAAUCUAUCCAUCUGACAAAGGUCUAAUAUCCAGAACCUACAAGGAACUUAAAACAAAUUUACAAGGAAAAAAACAACCCCAUCAAAAAGUGGACAAAGGACAUGAACAGACACUUCUCAAAAGAAGACAUUUAUGUGGCCAACAAACAUAUAAAAAAAAGCUCAACCUUACUGAUCAUUAGAGAAAUGCAAAGGAGAACCACAAUGAGAUACCAUCUCAUGCCGGUCAGAAUGGUGAUUAUUAAAAAGUCAAAAAACAACAGAUGCUGGCGAGGCUGUGGAGAAGUAGGAACACUUUUACAUUGUUGGUGGGAAUGUAAAUUAGUUCAACCGUUGUGGAAGUGUGUGUGGCUAUUCCUCAAAGAUCUAGAACUAGAAAUACUAUUUGUCCCAGCAAUCCCAUUACUGGGUAUAUACCCAAAGGAAUAUAAACCAUUUUAUUAUAAAGAUACAUGCACAUUUUUGUUCAUUGCAGCACUCUUCACAAUAGCAAAGACACAAUAGCAAAUGCCCAUCAAAGAUAGACUGGAUAAAGAAAAUGUGGUACAUAUACACCAUGGAAUACUGUGCAGUGCAGCCAUUACAGCUUUUGGUGAUACAGUGAAUCAGAUUUUUCAUUAAUUCUUUUAAUUGGUUAUUACUGAACGUGAAAAAGUAAUGUUUGUAUUGAAAUCUUGAGUCUGGCCAUGUUUCUAUUUUAAAUUCAUAAAGAAUUCUAACAAGAGGAAUUCCAAGAAUGUCAUAAAUGGAUGUUUCUCCAUGGAUGAAGGAACUGUUUUAUUCACUUGCUGAUAAUUCAGCCUAAUCCAGUUUGACAUCAUAUAGAUAAGUAGUUGAAUUAUGGAUUUAAAAUACAUAUCAUUUUCUAACUCCAAAGGUAAUACUUAUUUAAAUGGUUUUGAAAAUAUAGAAAGGCACAAUUUCUUUUUAAAUCUGUUAUUCUCCACCACCACUCAAUCUGUCUAUCAUCUAUCUCUCCAUUCAUUCUUCCAUUUGUUUAUAUCUGUUAAUCUUUGUAUGUGUUCAUGUAUAGCUUUUACAUGAUUGGAAUCAUAAUGCAUAUUCCAUUUUGAAGUCUGCUUUUUUUUACACAAAAAUAUGUUGUGAAUAUUUUCCUAUAUUAUGAAAUAUCAUUAGCUGAGCUUUUAGAAUUGACUGCAUGUUUUGGUACCAUUUAGAUAUAGUUUAAGAUACUUAGAAGUUAUGUGGCUUUGCCACUAUGGAUGAAUCUUAUUUACUCAAUAUUAAUUACUUACAAAUAACCUCACCUAAACACUACUCAGCCAUAAAAAGGAAUGAAUUAAUGACAUUCACAGCAACCUGGAGACUAUUACUCUAAAGGAAGUAACUGAGGAAUGGAAAACCAAACAUUGUAUGUUCUCACUCAUAAGUGGGAGAUAAGCUAUGAGGAUGCAAAGGCAUAAGAAGGAUACAAUGGACUUUGGGGACUUAGGGGAAAGGGUGGGAGGGGGGUGAAGGAUAAAAGAAUACAAAUUGGGUUCAGUGUAUACUGCUCAGGUGAUGGGUGCACCAGAAUCUCACAAGUAACCACUUAAUUACUUACGCAUGUAACCAGAUACCACCUGUUCCCCAAACACCUAUGGAAAUAAUUUUGUUUUUUUUUUUAAAAAAGGAAUGAGAUCAUGUCCUUUGCAGGGACAUGGAUGAAGCUGGAAGCCAUUAUCCUCAGCAAACUAACAGAGGAGCAGGAAACCAAACACCACAUGUUCUCACUUGUAAGCGGAAGCUGAACAAUGAGAACACACGGACACAGGGAUGAGAUCAACACACACUGGGGCCUGAUGCAGGGGCCGUAGCGGGGAGAGCAUCAGGAUAACUAGCUAAUGCAUGUGGGGCUUAAUACCUAGGUGAUAGGUUGAUAGGUGCAGCAAACCACCAUGGGACACGUUUACCUAUGUAACAAACCCGCACAUCCUGCACUUGUAUCCAGAACUUAAAAUAUUUUAAAAAUCUUUAGAGAAUACAAAAAAAAAAAAAAAGAUUCUUCAAUGCAUACACAAUAAAAUUGCAGUUCAGUCAAACAUUGGAAGUCUUUCUCUGACUGUCUAGUUGGUAUCUUCAUUUUCAGCUUCUUCAAGAUCCCACUCCAAACACUGUUAGCUCAGCCAAAUUGAACAGCUCAUAUCUCCUACCUCUGGAUCUUUGGUUCUGGUGAUUGUAUAUUUCUGGACCAUCUGGAACCCCAGCAUAUCACCCUACCCCACAUCUCCACAUCCCCAAAAUAUAACCAUACUUCAAGGGCAGUUCAAAUACCAUCUCCUUCUAUCCUCCAUGAAGUCAGUUAUCUCUUCCAUUGGAAUUAUCGCCCCCUCUCCUGAACAGUACUAUUUCGUGUGAAUCUCCUCCAAGCCUUCUUUUCAUUUUAUAUCUCAUGCUGUAAUUCUUGGAAAGUAUGCUGUAGCUCAAGUGCAGAAUUCUCAUCAGUUUUAUCUUUAUAUCUCUCCUAAACACUUUACCUGAUGAAGAGCCUGGCAUACACAUAAAUAUAUAUUGAAUGAAUCAGUGAUGGAUUGAAAAGAGAAAUGAUGGAUCUCCUAAAUUUUAACUUUUAUAAAAUAUUUUGAUACAUUCAUGACCUUACUUUAGCAAGCAAUGAACGUGAUGUAAACUAUUGUUGAUAUAGUUUUUAUAUUGGAAGUGUAAGUAGUUUGUGGCAUGGGAUUGUGACAUAUCCUAGGUUUCCUCAUCUUCUUUUUAUUGAAAUGUAAUUCACAAGCCAUAAAAUUUGCCCCUUUAAAGUAAAUGAUGCAGUGGAUUUUAGUAUAUUUACAGAGUUGUGCAAUCAUCACCACUAUCUAAUUCCAGAACAUUUCCAUCUACCUAGAAACUCCAUACCAGUGAGCUGCCACUCUAAUCCUCCUCUUCCCCCAGCCUCUAGAAACAAUAAUCCAUUUUCUGUCUCUAUGAUUUGCCUGUUCUAGAUAUUUUAUAAAAAUAAACAUGUGGCCUUUCGUGUCUGACUUCCUUCACUUA